Sclerotinia sclerotiorum 1980 UF-70 is the source of this 1569-nucleotide messenger RNA. RefSeq lists its product as hypothetical. The transcript has 3 exons. The record is from RefSeq and is a predicted model, not a curated record. Lineage: Eukaryota; Fungi; Ascomycota; Leotiomycetes; Helotiales; Sclerotiniaceae. Bases 1 to 1569 code for a protein of 522 amino acids. Gene Ontology annotation, molecular function: oxidoreductase activity.
AUGUCUGCCAACCUAACAGAACGAUUUCCUAGAAAGAAAGUCGCUAUCAUCGGAAGUGGAUGUGCAGGAAUAGGUGCUCUUUGGGCUUUGAAUCGCACCCAUCACGAUGUUUAUAUUUAUGAAGCUGCGGGUCGACUGGGAGGACAUACAAAUACUGUCAAAUAUCAUCACAAUGGCAAAACCACUCCAGUUGAUACAGGUUUUAUAGUCUUGAAUACUGCUACCUAUCCAAACUUCAUAGCUUUCCUCAAUGCUCUCAAUGUUCCUACCGUCCCUACUGAAAUGACCUUUGGAGUCUCUCGAGACAAGGGGUUAUUCGAAUGGUCCGGAACAUCACUCUCGUCAGUGUUCGCACAACGAAAGAACCUCUUCUCAUUACGGAUGUGGAGAAUGAUAUUUGAUAUCAUACGUUUCAACCAGUUUGCUUUAGACUUACUCAAAGAUGACGAGAAUAGUGAGGACUUUGUGAAUGGGAGUGGAAGUUCAAAGAACACGCAUCAUGCGGAAAAGCAAGAAACUAUCGGUCAAUAUUUGGAUAGGGAAGGAUAUUCCGAUGCGUUCAGAGAUGAUUACCUUAUCCCAAUGACGGCAGCGGUAUGGAGUACAAGUCCGGAUAAAUGUUCUCUAGAAUUCCCUGCCGUUACUUUGGUCCGAUUCAUGUGGAAUCAUCAUCUAUUAAGUACAGUUGCUACUCGCCCUGAAUGGCUAACGGUAAAAAACGGCGCCAAAACUUACCUUGAUGCCGUGAUGAAAGGCUUUCCUCCUAAUCAUAUAUUCCUCUCGACCCCCGUCGAGUCAAUACGUAAUGACGACGACAAUCGUGUGCGCCUAUGUCUCGAGAAUGGCAAGGAAGAGGUGUUUGAUCACGUUAUAAUAGCUACUCAUGGAGACGCUGCAUAUAACCUAGUUCGAUCAACUUCCACGGCCGCCGAACGUCGUAUCCUGACUGGAUUUCAGACCUCAAAAAAUACGGCUGUCCUUCACUCCGAUCUCGCUCUCAUGCCUCAAAACAGAGAAGCAUGGUCUGCUUGGAACUACAUCACCGCCUCUUCUAAUACUUCCACCUCGAAAUCUAGAAAUGUUGACCAAGUUUGCUUAACGUAUAACAUGAAUAUUCUCCAGCAUAUUCCAACCUCCAAGUUUGGCCAUGUCCUCGUCACACUUAAUCCCCUAUUUCCACCGAAACCAGAAUUCACGCACAGUACGUACACAUAUCGUCAUCCGCUUUAUAACACUCGUGCUAUUACCUCUCAAUCUCAACUCCCGGAGAUACAAAACACGAGAGGUAUAUCGUAUUGUGGAGCAUGGACUAAAUAUGGAUUUCACGAAGAUGGCUUCAGUAGUGGGAUAAAGGUGGCAAUGGAUCAUCUAGGUGCCCAUCUUCCAUUCCAGUUCAAAGAUAGUACAUUUAGUCGAGGCAAGCGUCCUGUACUUGGACUGAGCGACUUGGUCUUGAGAAUUUGGAUCUUGGCUGUGCAAUGGUUUGUGGUUAAUAUAUUUGAGAGAAUCCUGCGUAUUGAAAGAGGAACUAGAUCUCAAGUGGAGAUUGAGAGGAAGAAGUUUGUUUGA